This is a messenger RNA of Cercospora beticola, 1692 nucleotides long. RefSeq lists its product as uncharacterized. The record is from RefSeq and is a predicted model, not a curated record. Gene Ontology annotation, biological process: tRNA wobble position uridine thiolation. Gene Ontology annotation, molecular function: tRNA binding. NCBI's taxonomy places the organism in Eukaryota, Fungi, Ascomycota, Dothideomycetes, Mycosphaerellales, Mycosphaerellaceae. Gene Ontology annotation, cellular component: cytosolic tRNA wobble base thiouridylase complex; mitochondrion.
AGCUGCAUCAAUAUCCGACGGCCGUCCCACGAUCCGACUCACGCUGCCCGCCUCAUCGUCAACAUUAUUUCUUCGCUGAACUUGGCAGUCAUACGCUCGUUACAUUCUGUAUCGAUGCGCUGACGCCCAGACGACCGAUAGCAUGCCCCCCUCCACGUGCGAGAUCUGCAAAGAUGCACGCGCACAAAUCCUCCGACCGAAGAACCACGCUCGAAUCUGUGCGCCCUGCUUCACAGCAAUUUUCGAGGCCGAAGUGGCCGAGACCGUCACGUCGUCGAAACUGUUCGUGCCAGGCGAGAAAGUCGCAAUCGGUGCUUCUGGUGGCAAGGACAGCACUGUUCUGGCUUCGGUCUUGAAAACGCUCAAUGAUCGCCACAAUUGGCAACUCGAUCUCGUGCUUCUUAGUAUCGAUGAAGGGAUUACAGGAUACCGAGAUCAUAGUUUAGAGGCUGUCAAGAGACAUGCCCAGCAGUAUGAUCUUCCGCUCAAGAUUGUGAGUUAUCAAGAGCUGUAUGGCUGGUCGAUGGACCAAGUCGUAGCGCAGAUUGGAAAGAAGGGCAAUUGCACAUACUGCGGUGUAUUCCGACGACAAGCCCUUGAUCGAGGCGCUGCAAUGCUAGGCGUGGGUCAUGUCGUGACAGGACAUAACGCAGAUGAUGUUGCGGAGACGGUUCUCAUGAACCUCCUGCGAGGUGAUUUUCCUCGAUUGAGUAGAGCCACGAGUAUCAUUACAAGUACACCCUCUGCGAACGCCACGAAAAGCGAGGAUGGAAAGGUGAAUUUCACGAACGUCAAGAGGAGUAAGCCGUUGAUGUAUGCCUACGAAAAGGAGAUCGUGCUGUACGCACACCAUAAGAAGCUGGAUUACUUCAGCACGGAGUGCAUAUACAGCCCAGAGGCAUUUAGGGGCAGUGCAAGAACAUUGAUCAAGAACUUGGAGAGGAUCAGGCCGGAGAGUAUACUCGACGUCGUGAGGAGCGGGAUCGAUAUGGCCAAGCUCGUGCCAGACGCGAAGGAUAAUUGCGGAGGAGCUUGCGGCAAUGGGGAGAAUGCUGAGGCGAAGGGUGCAGAAGAUGAGGCGGAUGGGGGCUGUGGAUCAGCCAAUGGCAAAUCGAGCGGCGGAGAGAUGGCUGAAAUGGAAAAGAAGUUGAGACAAGAUGAAGAGGCCGUGGAGAAUGGUACAGAAGUGGAGGUCAGGAUGCCUGCCAACGGAGACAAGCCUGGUCUACAGACCGUACCAAUCCGGACGAAGCAGGAGAAGAAGGGAGCGCGGAAAGGUCGCGAUGGCGCACCUCCGAAACAGAAGCUUGGCCAGUGCGAGAGGUGCGGAUAUCUAUCCUCGCAGGCCAUUUGCAAAGCUUGUGUGCUGCUCGAAGGGCUGAACAAGGCUCGACCGCGAACGGAAAUCGAAGUUUCAGGCGCCGAAGGCUAAAGAGUUAACAAGCAGCGAGAGCGGUUCUCGAACGGUCUUCUGGAAAACUAAGCGCGCCAGAGAUCUCAGGUUGAAUCGUUGGACUCUGCACUCGCCUGAAAGUCACUCGAAUUAGGAUGCGAAUAAGUCAGCCAAACAACAGCCAUGUCACAAGGAACACAAUCUGACACCGAUUCAUGAGGGAGCGGAAUGCAUUCGAGCUGGGAAAGCGGUGUUCAUCUGUUUACAAAGCUACCAAAGCGACGCCUUUUCGAAUUACG